Molecule: messenger RNA, 465 nt
Organism: Lathyrus sativus (Indian pea)
Lineage: Eukaryota; Viridiplantae; Streptophyta; Magnoliopsida; Fabales; Fabaceae
Source: the annotation of a GenBank genome assembly
AUGACCAAGGAGAAAAUAGGAAUUAAAUUCUUCCCAGACUGCAUAGUCUGGACCAAGGUCAUUGGCACUAAUCUUCCAAACAAAGAUAUUGUAGUAGGAAUGGAUGUCUAUUCAGCAGCAAUUAAACUCCAAAUUCUCCCCACAGGAAUCAAAUUCAAAAGAGAAUUCAAACCUUAUUCUAGGAUACUGCAACUGUAUUCACUUUCUAAGGUUCCUGCUGGCUAUGAAGAGAUCAAGUCCAACCUUCUCAGACUAUGUGUAGAUAGCCAUGAAAAAUUCCGCCACCCAAAACCUCUAUGGAAGAAUAAAGACUUCUUCGUUCAACUUCCCUUCAAGCUCAAUGAAGAUGUUAAUCCAACCAAGGCCACUCAUCCAGGGAUGAGUCCAUCAGAUUACGCAUUAGCUAGGGAAGAAUGCAACCAACUGCUCAAACAAGGUCUGAUAGAACCCACCAAAUCAGAAUAG